This is a messenger RNA of Myotis myotis, 1858 nucleotides long. RefSeq names its product XK related 9 (gene XKR9). NCBI's taxonomy places the organism in Eukaryota, Metazoa, Chordata, Mammalia, Chiroptera, Vespertilionidae. The transcript has 3 exons. The record is from RefSeq and is a predicted model, not a curated record. Gene Ontology annotation, biological process: engulfment of apoptotic cell; phosphatidylserine exposure on apoptotic cell surface; apoptotic process involved in development. Gene Ontology annotation, cellular component: plasma membrane. The coding region runs from base 80 to 1201 and encodes 373 amino acids.
AGUGCUAUACAAAAGCUGUUUUUUUUUUCUUUUUGUAUCAGAGAAGAAAGUAGACAACUAAGAGCUAUAGUGAUUCAUAAUGAAAUAUACUAAAUCGAAUUUUAUGAUGUCAGUUGUUGGCAUUAUAAUCUAUAUAACUGAUUUAAUUGUGGACAUUUGGGUAUCUGUUAGGUUUUUCCAUGAAGGACAAUAUGUUUUUGGUGUUUUAACAGUAAGUUUUAUGCUUGUUGGAACACUUGUGGUCCAGUGUUUUAGUUAUUCUUGGUACAAGGCCGAUUUAAAGAAAGCAGGCCAAGAAAGUCAGCAUCGUUUUCUUCUACUUCACUGCUUGCAAGGAGGAAUUUUUACAAGGUAUUGGUUUGCCUUGAAAAAGGGUUAUCAUGUGGCUUUCAAAUAUAGCAGCAAAACUGAUAACUUCAUAGAAGAACAAAUUGAUCCACAUAAAGAAGUUAUAGAUGAAGUGACUGAUUUAAGCAUGCUCAGGCUAUUUGAGACCUACCUGGAAGGCUGCCCACAACUUGUUUUUCAGCUCUAUACCUGUUUGGAACACGGUCAAGCAAAUACCAGUCAGUAUGCAGCCCUCAUGGUCUCUUGCUGUGCUAUUUCUUGGUCAACUGUUGAUUAUCAAAUAUCUUUAAGAAAAUCCUUACCUGAUAAAAAUGUCCUUACUGGGCCCUGUCCCAAACUCACAUAUCUCUUUUACAAGUUUUUUACAUUAUUAUCUUGGAUGCUGAGUGUUGUACUUCUUUUAUUCUUAAAUGUUAAUAUUGCUUUAUAUCUGUUGUCAUUUCUUUGGUUUUUAGGUAUAUUGUGGGCAUUUAAAAACCAAACUAAGUUUUGUGCUUCCAUAAGUAUGGAGUUCUUAUACAGGAUUGUUGUUGGAUUUGUUCUUAUUUUUACAUUUUUUAAUAUUCAGGGGCAGAAUACCAAAUGUCCAAUGUCUUGUUAUUAUAUUGUAAGGGUACUGGCCACACUGGGGAUAUUGAUUGUGUUGUGGGUUUGCCCACUUUCUAUUUUUAAUUCAGACUAUUUUAUACCUAUUAGUAUUAUUAUAGCUCUUGCUCUUAUCCUUGGAAUUAUUUUUCUUAUUGUUUAUUAUGGGACUUUGCACCCCAACAAAAGUAAAGAAAGAAAACCUGAUGAAAUUGAUGGGAAACCAGUGCAAAUAGAAUGUAGAAUGAAGUAUUUCCUAAUGGAAUAAGCUAUCCUUUAUAAGACAUAUUUUCUUAUUUUUUGUUUCAUUGUUUAGUAAAGAAAAUGUUGUGUGUCUAUGUGUGUGUUAUUUCUUAGUUUUGCUAUCUUUAAUUUGAGAUCAGUUCUGGUACAUUAUUUAUGAAUGUGAGAGUGAGUAUAUUAAUAUUUUUAUUAUUUAAAUUAAUUUUUCAUUUGUUUUUGAAGACCUUAAGAGCUUAGAUAUAUUUGCUUGUUGUCAGGCAGAGUAGCCAUUUUGAGCUUGAAUUGGAAGAAAUGGUCUGGUUCCAUUAACUUGAAGGCUGGAAUUGAGCUUCUCUCCAACUUUCUCCUCAUUUUUCCUGAACUAAAACUGAUGCACCUGUUGUGGAGAACUGCAAAAGGAAGAAGAGAGCAGAACACUUGUUCUUCUCACCUGCAUUUUCUUGAUUUAGUGCAUAUAUUGAGUUGGGGACAGAUUGAGCUGAGAAAAAGGAAAAGGAAGGGAAGAGGAAGAAACAAGACAUAAAAUUUACCAUCUUAACCAUUUUCCUUGUACAUCUCUGUAACUUUUUUAUCUUGCAAAAUAGACUCUGUUCCUACUGAACAACUACUUCCCAUUUCCCCCUCUUUUCAGCCCCUGGUAAUUGCAAUUCUAUUUUGUUUUGAUGUAUUUAACUACUUUAGA